CAUAGAAACACCUGCUCCCAUUCAUCCCCUCUACUCUCGUUUAGCAUGAGCCUUCCCCCCCCCGCCGAUAACCAGCAGGCUUAUCGCGACAAGUCCAAUGCCUCCGCCACCACCCAAGUCGCCGGGGACUCCUCCUCCUCUGCCUCCCGCGCCGCCGAACUCGCCAGUCUUAAGGUGAAACUGCGUUCGUCUCUGCGCCAGUUUCCUGAUUUCCCGUCUCCAGGCAUCCUGUUUGAGGAUAUCCUGCCCAUUUUCGCCGACCCCGCACUCCAUGAGUCGCUCAUCAGGGGCCUCGAGUUGCAUCUGCUUGAGACUUACGGUGCUGACCAGAAACCCGAUGUUAUCGUCGGACUAGACGCUCGCGGGUUCCUCUUUGGCCCCUCUUUGGCCUUGAGACUCGGAGCCGCUUUCGUGCCCGUCAGGAAGCAGGGGAAACUGCCUGGACCCGUCAUCACCCAGGAGUAUCAGAAAGAGUACGGCAGUGACUUCUUCCAGAUGCAAAAGGAUGCCAUCAAGCCGGGCCAAAAGGUUAUUGUUGUUGACGAUAUCAUUGCAACGGGCGGAUCCGCAUGUGCAGCAGGCUCUCUCGUCCAACAACUCGGAGGCAAUCUCCUUGGUUUCGUCUUCAUGCUCGAGCUAGACUUCCUCAAGGGUCGUGACAAGCUCCCUGCCCCCGUCUAUACCCUUCUCGCUACCCAGGAAAGCAACUAA
Microsporum canis CBS 113480 is the source of this 711-nucleotide messenger RNA. Its product is annotated as adenine phosphoribosyltransferase. The record is from RefSeq and is a predicted model, not a curated record. Gene Ontology annotation, cellular component: cytoplasm. The coding region runs from base 46 to 711 and encodes 221 amino acids. Gene Ontology annotation, molecular function: adenine phosphoribosyltransferase activity; adenine binding; AMP binding. NCBI's taxonomy places the organism in Eukaryota, Fungi, Ascomycota, Eurotiomycetes, Onygenales, Arthrodermataceae. The transcript is spliced from 2 exons. Gene Ontology annotation, biological process: AMP salvage; adenine salvage.